Messenger RNA from Caenorhabditis angaria, 1109 nucleotides. Lineage: Eukaryota; Metazoa; Nematoda; Chromadorea; Rhabditida; Rhabditidae. The record is from the annotation of a GenBank genome assembly.
AUGAUAUUCUUCUCUAUCCUUCUCCCGACAAUAAUAUUCGCAUGCGGUGAUGUUUGCAGUGAGUUGUUAUGACGUGGCAACUGGCCACUAUGUACAUCUUCACAUUUUGUUCCAGACGAGGAUGAUGGUGCGUAUGUGAUGAACACGUUUCCCAACGUUGCACCAGUUCCAUCUUGCUCUGUUGGUUAUAGAAGUUUCCCUAGACCGGGUUAUAAUUGGUGUAUGAGGCUUUACUAUUUCAAUCCGUUGAAUUACACCGAUGCCGAGAAAUUGUGCACUGCAGACGGUGCAGUUCCAACAGGAUUUCAAAAUACUAUUGAGCAAUCUUGGAUUACCAGUGAGUUUCGAUUUCUGCAAAGGAUAUUUUCAGAUCUCACGCAACAUUUAAAGACCUACAAAUUCUACAGACACUGCUAAAAGCACGCAAUCAGCUCAAGGAUAUGAUUAUGGCGGAAUUUGGCUCGGUCUGCAUAUCACUAUUGGUUGUACCUACCCCGAUUUUGCAGAUGAUUAUCCGAUUUGCGGUAACAAUUCGUUCGCGUGGACAGAUGGUUAUACAACUGGGACGAGUCAAAUUGGUUGGGGAGAUUUGGGGCCGAUCUAUCCUGAGUGAGUCUGAAAAUGCAUCAUAGGGUUGGAAAAACAGCGUAUUUGCGUAUACUGACAUGGGACUUACGUUAGGGUGGUAACGGGUUUAAAAAUAAGGCAAGUACAGUCUUUUGUAACUCGACGGACUGGAGCUCAGCAGCUAAUUGUUUGCAGGAUAAUGAUAAGCACGUCGAGUUACUUAAGACUGAACUUACCUUAUUUAAAAACCCGUUAUAAUACACGAAUACACGCUUCUUUAUAAAUUGCUUACGCGUAAGCAAAUGAGAAAAAACAGUGUAUUCGUGUAUCGUGUGUGUUUUUUCCAACCCUGGUAUUAUAAGAUGUUUUUCAGCACUUAUCAAUGUGCAAUAAUGGCCGCUUACACUUAUACGGACAAUUAUGUCAGAAGAAUCAAUCCAAAUCAAGUUGAAAAUUUUGACUGUAGUGCUACAACUGGAACUUAUGAGUACGAAACUAUGAGGACGAUUGUUUGUGGAAAAGUGCCGACAGAAUAUUCAUAA